AUGGACAGCUUAGAUUUCAAUCUUCAUACUCUUAUUCUCAAGGAUCUAGCCGCAAAUAUUAGCCAGGCAGACGAUCCAACCGUCCUUGACGCGGGUCUCAAUCUUCUUGGAUCCCGCGUGAAGUCAGAGCAUCUCAAGAAGUAG
This is a messenger RNA of Serendipita indica DSM 11827, 144 nucleotides long. The record is from the annotation of a GenBank genome assembly. Lineage: Eukaryota; Fungi; Basidiomycota; Agaricomycetes; Sebacinales; Serendipitaceae.